Molecule: messenger RNA, 2487 nt
Organism: Exophiala aquamarina CBS 119918
Lineage: Eukaryota; Fungi; Ascomycota; Eurotiomycetes; Chaetothyriales; Herpotrichiellaceae
Exons: 3
Coding region: 1-2487 (828 amino acids)
Molecular function (GO): metal ion binding
Source: RefSeq, a predicted model, not a curated record
AUGCCGAAGGAUCCUCAUGUGCCGAAGAAGAAGAAGGCGUCUAAAAAGGGCGCUUCAGGAGCUCUCAAGUCAGAUGGACAUGCCUCAGAUCCGGAUACUGGUUCGGAUUCGAGUGACGACGAGUUGACGAUAGAAGAAGAAGCACCUGAAAUGACUCCCGCUGUAUUGACGGUUUCUGCCCCGACUGAUGAACGAGGUAGGGCCAUUUAUGAUGCUGUAAGCGCGGUCUGGUCACCCCGGAAUAAAUCCGUACCUGCCGAGAAAAUCCGAACGGGCAUAGCCGGGUUUGGGGACACCGUGCGAAGCUUGAGAGAUUCCUGGAAGCUCAAAAAUGACAAUCUUCGCAAGGCCGAAUUACCCAAUUCACCAACAGCAAGUGAGGCGACUCGGUUAAAGGAGGAAGCUGCACGCUAUCGAUCUGCCAUGGAAAUCGUCAUGGCUCGGUCACUGACGUUUGGACACCCAGCUGUGGUAAAAAGACUAGGUGAAAAUCAGUUCACGAUGUCAGCCCUAUACUCGUUCAUGCUCGACAGAUUCAACGCCGGAGACUAUGACAGCUCUUUAGUUAGCAAUAUUAUGAAGUUUGUUGUCAAAUUCGAGACUCUUGAUGCAGAGAUGCUCGAAAUGACUAAAUUAUCCAAGAUAUUGCAACGUUUCGCGAAGAAGGCAACCAACGAGUCGAAGACCUUGGCGCAGAACAUCCUUGACAAUGCCGCGGCUGCCACCGCAAAGAAAAGAACCGAUGCAAGCUUGGGCAAAGUUUCUUCACCGGGGACAGUUGAUAGUCCAGGAACUGCAGCGCGAAGGGAAGGAGUGACUGGGAUCAAACGGGCUAGGGAAGGAGAGACAGCCCCUCAGCCAGCGACAAAGAAGGUUGCCAGAGUGGCGUCUAAACCUUUAGCAGUGCAAAAUGCCGAACGUAGAAGGGCUCUAGAAAGCAGUCAAGCGGCGAAGGAUGGCGGCAAAGCCACUGGGAGCGCGACAGUCGCAUCAACUGGUGCGGCUUCCAAGGGGAAGGUGGCAGUAGCAGCACCUCCCAAAUCCGCAGUGUUCUCUUCGCUAGUCUCGGCCUCCAAGAAGCCUGGAACAUCCCUUGCGGCACGGGCUGCUGCAGCAGUGAAAGACAAGGUGUCAAGCGCACCCUCAACGACGAGCACGUCUCAGGUGAAAGACACUGCAAAGAGAGACUCCCCUCCACACAGUGCGAAUAUCACCGUGCCUCUGACCAAGGCAGGCGCGUCUUCAUUCCUAGGCCUAUUAGCCGAUAUAGAGAAGAAGCCAGAAAAAGCAGUAAAGAAGGAUAACGACACUCUUCAUGAGACGGAAGAACAGAAGGCGAAACGCCUAAGAAAGGAGGCUAGACGCAAAUUACGAGUUUCUUGGAAGGCCGAUGCAGACCUUGUGGAGACGCGUCUAUUCACUCACGACCCAAGUGAGGAGAUUGGCCAUAAUGACAGUCAAAUGCGGGAUGCGGGUGAUACAGGCCGUGAAGGUGAAAUGCUGAAACUUCACAAAGGCAUGGAGGACAUCGACGAAGACGAGGAAGACGACGACUCUUUCGAUGACCUCGAACCAUUUAUCCCACCGACAGAAGUUGAUUUCAGUGUGCUUCCAGACGAUGAUCCCGAAGUAAGCCCAAGCACAAUCAACGGAUUCAAGUUUGGUGGUGCAAUGAAACCGGAAAGUGCGACCUGUGAAUCCCAAAACAAGCACGAGUUAGAGACGGUGAUGGCAAUUUACGCGACCAAGGCUGAUCGCCCCUCAACGCCCAAGGAACCUGAUGAUGAUGAGGGUGAAUUCGAGCCUGCCGAGCCAGAAACUCCAUUUGGUGAGCCAAACGAAAAAGUCAGGGCCCGAGAGGAGGAGCACCUAAAUCGCCAGGCUCGGUUAAGACCUAGCAACGGCAUAUAUCCUUCAAAGAAGGAUUUGGCAUUGCAGAUCCAAGCAGGAGAGAUUCCCACCGAGCUCCAACGUGCUCUGAAAAUGUUUGGUCAACAAAGCCAACCAACCCAACCCACGCCACCGCCUCCAGCACCAACAUCCGGGGUAAGCCUGCCAAACGAGGCUCUCCUUCUCGCUUCAGUGCAGCAAAUCAGACAACAAUUGACUGGUCAAGCACCGCAAACACAAUAUCAACCUCCAGUUCAGAACACCAGUGCUCUGGCCAAUAUUGACCUGGCGGCCUUGUUGGCAUCGAUGAAACAGCAAUCCCAGCUUCAAGCUCAACAACCAGUUAUACCGCUAGGGCUAGGGGGCAACUCUUCACCGUUCGUUGCCGCCUCCGACGAUCCUUCCAGAAAGCACUCCAGAACUGACUCGAAUGAGCUCGAGGAGCCAGGGCGUAAGGGAGGCAACAAGAAGAAGAAGGCUGGCUUCGUGGCCGAUCAGUCCAGACCAUACAACUACAAGACCCAAGUCUGUUCAUUUUGGCAGCAAGGAAAGUGUCUCAAGGGCGAUAGUUGCACUUACCUCCAUGGUGACGAAUAA